UCUGAUUCAGAUUCAUUAGAUUCAAUAGAUUCGUUAUCCUCUGAUUCAGAUUUAUUAGACUCUGAUUCAGACUUAUUAUUCUCUGACUCGGAUUCUUUGUUCUCUGAUUCAGAUUCGUUAUCCUCUGCUUUAGACUCAUUAUUCUCUGAUUCAGAUUCAUUAGAUUCAAUAGACUCAUCAUUUUCUGAUUCAGAUUUAUUAGACUCUGAUUCAGACUUAUUAUUCUCGGGCUCGGAUUCUUUGUUCUCUGAUUCAGAUCCGUUAUCCUCUGCUUCAGAUUCUUUGUUCUCUGAUUCAGAUUCAUUAGAUUCAAUAGAUUCAUUAUUCUCUGAUUCAGAUUUAUUAGACUCUGAUUCAGACUUAUUAUUCUCUGACUCGGAUUCUUUGUUCUAUGGUUCAGAUUCGUUAUCCUCUGCUUUAGACUCAUUAUUCUCUGAUUCAGAUUCAUUAGAUUCAAUAGAUUCGUUAUCCUCUGAUUCAGAUUCAUUAGACUCUAAUUCAGACUUAUUAUUCUCUGACUCGGAUUCUUUGUUCUCUGAUUCAGAUUCGUUAUCCUCUGCUUUAGACUCAUUAUUGUCUGAUUCAGAUUCAUUAGACUCUGAUUCAGACUUAUUAUUCUCUGACUCGGAUUCUUUGUUCUCUGAUUCAGAUUCGUUAUCCUCUGCUUUAGACUCAUUAUUCUCUGAUUCAGAUUCAUUAGAUUCAAUAGAUUCAUUAUUCUCUGAUUCAGAUUUAUUAGACUCUGAUUCAGACUUAUUAUUCUCUGACUCGGAUUCUUUGUUCUCUGAUUCAGAUUCGUUAUCCUCUGCUUUAGGCUCAUUAUUCUCUGAUUCAGAUUCAUUAGAUUCAAUAGAUUCGUUAUCCUCUGAUUCAGAUUCAUUAGCCCCUGAUUCAGACUUAUUAUUCUCUGACUCGGAUUCUUUGUUCUCUGAUUCAGAUCCGUUAUCCUCUGCUUCAGACUCUUUGUUCUCUGAUUCAGAUUCAUUAUCCUCUGCUUUAGACUCAUUAUUCUCUGAUUCAGAUUCAUUAGAUUCAAUAGAUUCGUUAUCCUCUGAUUCAGAUUCAUUAGACUCUGAUUCAGACUUAUUAUUCUCUGACUCGGAUUCUUUGUUCUCUGAUUCAGAUUCGUUAUCCUCUGCUUUAGACUCAUUAUUCUCUGAUUCAGAUUCAUUAGAUUCAAUAGACUCAUCAUUUUCUGAUUCAGAUUUAUUAGACUCUGAUUCAGACUUAUUAUUCUCUGACUCGGAUUCUUUGUUCUCUGAUUCAGAUCCGUUAUCCUCUGCUUCAGAUUCUUUGUUCUCUGAUUCAGAUUCAUUAGAUUCAAUAGAUUCAUUAUUCUCUGAUUCAGAUUUAUUAGACUCUGAUUCAGACUUAUUAUUCUCUGACUCGGAUUCUUUGUUCUAUGAUUCAGAUUCGUUAUCCUCUGCUUUAGACUCAUUAUUCUCUGAUUCAGAUUCAUUAGAUUCAAUAGAUUCGUUAUCCUCUGAUUCAGAUUCAUUAGACUCUGGUUCAGACUUAUUAUUCUCUGACUCUGAUUCUUUGUUCUCUGAUUCAGAUUUACUAGAUUCAGUAGAUUCAUUAUUCUCUGAUUCAGAUUUAUUAGACUCUGAUUCAGACUUAUUAUUCUCUGACUCGGAUUCUUUGUUCUCUGAUUCAGAUUCGUUAUCCUCUGCUUUAGACUCAUUAUUCUCUGAUUCAGAUUCAUUAGAUUCAAUAGAUUCGUUAUCCUCUGAUUCAGAUUCAUUUGCCCCUGAUUCAGACUUAUUAUUCUCUGACUCGGAUUCUUUGUUCUCUGAUUCAGAUUCGUUAUCCUCUGCUUCAGAUUCUUUGUUCUCUGAUUCAGAUUCAGUAGAUUCAAUAGAUUCAUUAUUCUCUGAUUCAGAUUUAUUAGACUCUGAUUCAGAUUCACUAGAUUCGGUUUUAGGUUUGUUAGACUCGGAUUCAGAUUCAUUACGCUCUGCUUUAGACUCAUUAUUCUCUGAUUCAGAUUCAUUAGAUUCAAUAGAUUCGUUAUCCUCUGAUUCAGAUUUAUUAGACUCUGAUUCAGACUUAUUUUUCUCUGACUCGGAUUCUUUGUUCUCUGAUUCAGAUUCGUUAUCCUCUGCUUUAGACUCAUUAUUCUCUGAUUCAGAUUCAUUAGAUUCAAUAGAUUCGUUAUCCUCUGAUUCAGAUUCAUUAGACUCUAAUUCAGACUUAUUAUUCUCUGACUCGGAUUCUUUGUUCUCUGAUUCAGAUUCGUUAUCCUCUGCUUCAGAUUCUUUGUUCUCUGAUUCAGAUUCAUUAGAUCCAAUAUAUCCAUUAUUCUCUGAUUCAGAUUUAUUAGACUCUGAUUCAGAUUCGCUAGACUCGGUUUUAGGUUUGUUAGACUCGGACUCAGAUUCAUUACGCUCUGCCUUAAACUCAUUAUUCUCUGAUUCUGAUUCAUUAUCCGCUGCUUCAGAUUCUUUGUUCUCUGAUUCAGACCUAUUAUUCUCCGACUCGGAUUCUUUGUUCUCUGAUUCAGAUUCAUUAGAUUCAAUAGAUUCGUUAUCCUCUGAUUCAGAUUCAUUAGACUCUAAUUCAGACUUAUUAUUCUCUGGCUCGGAUUCUUUGUUCUAUGAUUCAGAUUCGUUAUCCUUUGCUUUAGACUCAUUAUUCUCAGAUUCAGACUCAUUAGACUCUGAUUCACAUUCAUUAGAUUCUGGCCCAGAUUCAUUAGACUCUCCUUUAGAUUCCUUAGACUCGGAUUCAGGUUCAUUAGGCUCUGGUUCAUAUUCAUUACCCUCUGAUUCAAAUUCAACAGACUCCGCUGUAAAUUCAUUAGCCUCUGAUUCAGAUUCAUUAGACUCUCCUUUAGAUUCAUUAGCCUACGAUUCAGACUCAGUAGGCUCUCCAGUAGUACCAUUUUUAUCUGAUUCAGACUCACUAGACUCUGAUUCACAUUCCCUAGUUUCCGAUUCAGAUUCAUUAGAGUCUGCUUUAGAUUCAUUAGCCUCGGAUUCAGGUUCAUUAGGCUCUGGUUCAUAUUCAUUACCCUCUGAUUCAAAUUCAACAGACUCCGCUGUAAAUUCAUUAGCCUCUGAUUCAGAUUCAUUAGACUCUCCUUUAGAUUCAUUAGCCUCUGAUUCAGACUCAGUAGGCUCUCCAGUAGUACCAUUAUUCUCUGAUUCAGACUCACUAGACUCUGAUUCACACUCCCUAGUUUCCGACUCAGAUUCAUUAGGGUCUGCUUUAUAUUCAUUACCCUCUGAUUCAGGUUCAUUAGACUUUGACUUAGAUUCAUUAGACUCGGAUUCAGAUCCAUUAGGCUUAUUUAAAAAUUCAUUGGAGUCUGAUUCAGAUUCAUUGGACUCUCCUUUAGAUUCAUUACCCUCUGAUUCAAAUUCAACAGAUUCCGCUGUAGAUUCAUUAGACUCUCCUUUAGAUUCAUUAGCCUCUGAUUCAGACUCACUAGACUCUGAUUCACAUUCCCUAGUUUCCGAUUCAGGUUCAUUAGAGUCUGCUGAUUCGUUUACCUCGGAUUCAGGUUCAUUAGACUCUGGUUCAUAUUCAUUACCCUCUGAUUCAAAUUCAACAGACUCCGCUGUAAAUUCAUUAGCCUCUGAUUCAGAUUCAUUAGACUCUCCUUUAGAUUCAUUACCCUCUGAUUCAAAUUCAACAGAUUCCGCUGUAGAUUCAUUAGCCUCUGAUUCAGAUUCAUUAGACUCUCCUUUAGAUUCAUUAGCCUCUGAUUCAGACUCAGUAGGCUCUCCAGUAGUAUCAUUAUUCUCUGAUUCAGACUCACUAGACUCUGAUUCACAUUCUCUAGUUUCCGAUUCAGGUUCAUUAGACUCUAACUCAGAAUCAUUAGACUCUGAUUCAGAUUCAUCUACAAAAUUAUUAGACUCUGAUUCAGAUUCAUUAGACUCUGGCUUAGAUUCAUUAGACUCUGAUUCAGAUUCAUCUGCAAUUUUAUUAGACUCUGAUUCAGAUUCAUCUACAAAUUUAUUAGACUCUGAUUCAGAUUCAUCUGCAAUUUUAUUAGACUCUGAUUCAGAUUCAGCUGCAAUUUUAUUAGACUCUGAUUCAGAUUCAUCUGCAAUUUUAUUAGACUCUGAUUCAGAUUCAUCUGCAAUUUUAUUAGACUCUGAUUCAGAUUCAUCUACAAAUUUAUUAGACUAUGAUUCAGAUUCAUCUGCAAUUUUAUUAGACUCUGAUUCAGAUUCAUCUGCAAUUUUAUUAGACUCUGAUUCAGAUUCAUCUGCAAUUUUAUUAGACUCUGAUUCAGAUUCAUCUGCAAUUUUAUUAGACUCUGAUUCAGAUUCAUCUGCAAUUUUCUUAGACUCUGAUUCAGAUUCGUCUGCAAUUUUAUUAGACUAUGAUUCAGAUUCAUCUGCAAUUUUAUUAGACUCUGAUUCAGAUUCAUCUGUAAUUUUGUUAGACUCUGAUUCAGAUUCAUCUACAAAUUUAUUAGACUCUGAUUCAGAUUCAUCUACAAAUUUAUUAGACUCUGAUUCAGAUUCAUCUGCAAUUUUAUUAGACUCUGAUUCAGAUUCAUUAUUCCUUAAUUCAGAUUCGUCAUUCUCUGAUUCAUUAGACUCUGAUUCAGAUCCAUUAGACUUAUUUAAAAAUUCAUUACACUUUGCUACAAAUUUAUUAGACUCUGAUUCAGAUUCAUUAGACUCUGGCUUAGAUUCAUUAGACUCUGAUUCAGAUUCAUCUGCAAUUUUAUUAGACUCUGAUUCAGAUUCAUCUGCAAUUUUAUUAGACUCUGAUUCAGAUUCAUCAACAAAUUUAUUAGACUCUGAUUCAGAUUCAUCUGCAAUUUUAUUAGACUCUGAUUCAGAUUCAUCUGCACUUUUAUUAGACUCUGAUUCAGAUUCAUCUGCAAUUUUAUUAGACUCUGAUUCAGAUUCAUCUGCAAUUUUAUUAGACUCUGAUUCAGAUUCAUCUGCAAUUUUAUUAGACUCUGAUUCAGAUUCAGCUGCAAUUUUAUUAGACUCUGAUUCAGAUUCAUCUGCAAUUUUAUUAGACUCUGAUUCAGAUUCAUCUGCAAUUUUAUUAGACUCUGAUUCAGAUUCAUCUGCAAUUUUAUUAGAUUCUGAUUCAGAUUCAUCUGCAAUUUUAUUGGACUCUGAUUCAGAUUCAUCUGCAAUUUUAUUAGACUCUGAUUCAGAUUCAUCUGCAAUUUUAUUAGACUCUGAUUCAGAUUCAUCUGCAAUUUUAUUAGACUCUGAUUCAGAUUCAUCUGCAAUUUUAUUAGACUCUGAUUCAGAUUCAUCUGCAAUUUUAUUGGACUCUGAUUCAGAUUCAUUAUUCCUUGAUUCAGAUUCAUCAUUCUCUGAUUCAUAUUCAUUUGACUCUUAUUCAUAUUAAAUCGAUUCUGAUUCAGAUUGACUAUUCUCUGAUUCAGAUUCAGUAGACUCUUGCAAAGCGCGAGGGGAUCUCUUGAGGCUGAUAUGAAAUGCAUUAAAAUUUAGAGAAGAAAAUUGUAAAUCAGAAUAUUGACUUUGAAUGUAAAUAUAAUAUUCAACCAGUGUAAUUUUUUUACUAUUUUUUAUUCGCGUGCAUCGGGCAUCGAAUUCAGUAACUAGUUUAGUUGGAAAUUGGUUAAAAAGAAAUAAAAUUUCCUGAAAACGUACUUACAUUCAAUCCAUUAAGUGUUUAAGGUAUAACGAAGAAGUAAACAAAAUCCACGUGAGUCAAAAGAGGAUAACCUGUUACGACGAUGACGAGUUAGUUCCGCAGAUCAUUUGAAAUUACUUUAUUGCAAUCAAAGACAAGGGAAUCGGCAGCAUGGUUUUGAAAUUGAGAUUUGAAAAAUGCGAGCCAAGAAGCACCGAGACAUUGGUUACUCCUAAUAAACUCAGGCUUAAGAGCCCAUUGCAUUCGAAGCUCUGGAAGAUAAAUAGGUUGAUAGUCAAAAAGGAAAGUAGAG
This is a messenger RNA of Anastrepha ludens (Mexican fruit fly), 5896 nucleotides long. Its product is annotated as serine-aspartate repeat-containing protein I-like. The annotation marks the transcript as partial. The record is from RefSeq and is a predicted model, not a curated record. The transcript has a single exon. NCBI's taxonomy places the organism in Eukaryota, Metazoa, Arthropoda, Insecta, Diptera, Tephritidae.